GCCUACUAGUCAUACACUAUAUGAACUAGUUUUUGGACAACAUCCAUUGCAUCAGUUUAAUAUAAUUGAAGAAUUAAAACAAUAUAAUAUUAAUAUAGAAGAGGACUUGCUCCAAAAUAUGGUUAGAAGUGAAGAAGAUUUGGAGAAUAUGGAUAAUAAUAAUGGCUUGCAUUAUAAUAACAGCUUGUAUAAUAAUAAUAGUGAUUUCAAUAAUAUGGAUAAUGAUGAACAGAGUCCAACUCAUCAUGAUAUUUACUGUCAACUUGCAAACAAGAAUCUUGAAGAUUAUUGUUCCAAGAUAGAAUGCCAAAUGUAUACAAAGUAUAAUAUUCAAGAACAUAAUUAUCAAGUUGGUGAUUUGGUAAAAAUACAAAUUGCAAAGAUUGACUGUGAACCUGGGAAUUAUUGUGCACUUUCUUGUAAAGUGUUUUUAGUACUAUCCAAUAAUAUGUAUCAUCUUGUAUACCGAUUUGGUGUUUUUGAAAGAGCAUUUUUAGCUGAUAAAGUCUUGCCACUUGGGCCAAAAGAAUUUUCUAAACUGAACAAUCUCUUAAUCUAUAAAAAUGGCAGUAUUGUUGAGGCAGCAAGAUUGCAAUCUAAUGCCUUUGCUAGUAAUAAAGGUUGCAAUUACAGAGGUGAUUGCCUUAUGGCAAAAUGUUUUUUGUAA
Cetraspora pellucida is the source of this 667-nucleotide messenger RNA. Lineage: Eukaryota; Fungi; Glomeromycota; Glomeromycetes; Diversisporales; Gigasporaceae. The record is from the annotation of a GenBank genome assembly.